UACCAGUUAGCUAGGGUUUCGAAGUGUUGCUUCUCUGCUUUCUGCUGCAACUGGAAGAAAAACCGAAAAAAGCGCUCGCCUUGCUUUUGCUUUUCGCUGCGCAACCAUGAUUAUUCCAGAGAAGAACCGUAGAGAAAUCUGCAAAUACCUCUUUCAAGAGGGAGUUUGCUAUGCAAAGAAGGAUUUCAAUCUUGCAAAGCACCCCGAGAUCGAUGUUCCCAAUUUGCAGGUGAUUAAGCUGAUGCAGAGCUUCAAGUCCAAGGAAUAUGUCCGUGAGACAUUUGCUUGGAUGCACUACUAUUGGUACCUUACUAAUGAUGGGAUUGAGUUUCUCAGAACUUAUCUCAAUCUUCCAUCAGAAAUUGUACCUGCUACUUUGAAGAAAUCUACAAAGCCCCCUGGUAGGCUAGGUGGCCCACCUGGUGAUCGCCCCCGGGGUCCACCUCGCUUUGAAGGAGACCGUCCAAGAUUUGGUGACAGAGAUGGAUACCGUGGAGGUCCACGUGGUGGUGACUUUGGUGGUGACAAGGGAGGUGCCCCGGCAGAUUUCCAGCCAUCCUUCAGGGGUUCUGGUGGAAGGCCUGCCUUUGGUCGUGGCGGUGGAGGCUAUGGUGCUGCGCCAUCAGGUUCAGGUUUUAGUUGAAGUGGGUUGUACUCAAAAUCAUAGAACUAAAAUUUUAUGCCUUUGUUCCUCUAGUAUGCUGUAGCCUCAUUUCAAUAUUGAGCUUGUUAUGAGAUCUACAAUUUUGUAUUUUCGUUUAGUUUGGCCUUUUAUUGGAAAUGGAACUCUGGUCAUUUAUUACUUACCUUUGUAUUAUGACAUAACAUUGUUGCAAUGUCUUGCUCCAUGGUUUAUUCUGGAAAGCA
Theobroma umbraticum is the source of this 867-nucleotide messenger RNA. Its product is annotated as RNA binding Plectin/S10 domain-containing protein. Gene Ontology annotation, molecular function: RNA binding; structural constituent of ribosome. Lineage: Eukaryota; Viridiplantae; Streptophyta; Magnoliopsida; Malvales; Malvaceae. Gene Ontology annotation, cellular component: cytosolic small ribosomal subunit. The record is from RefSeq and is a predicted model, not a curated record.